CUAUUUUUUUACUUGAAACAGCGGCGCCGGUUGGUUGCUAGAAUGUUUAUGUUUAAGCUGAGCCACCGGUAAUCUAGCUAGCAUGUAAAUACAAUUUGGUAACGUUUUCACCGGCUAUAUUAACGUUUCAAUUACAUAGCUAUAGCAAAUUCGGCCACUUUAAAUAAGAAGACAUAACGCCCGGAUCAGGAUGAACAUGUCAGCUGAGGGAAGGACCCUCCUCUCAACUAUGUUACCAGGGAAGAAACCUAUGCCCUCGAAGGCUGCUAAAAAUAACUCCCUAACAGUGGCAUCGAAGAUAAAGACCAAGAUUCUCAACACAUCCUCGUUCUUCAAGGUCUCCCUGAAACUAACAACAAGGCUCUGGCUCUGGCCUUGGUGGCUCAGAGGGAGAGAAGCAGACAGCUUGAAGUGGAAACUGUGCACCUACGGAAACAAGUGGAGUCUCUGAAUUUUGACCUGGCUAUUCGCAGAUUCAAGCACAACCAACUGAUUAUAAUCUUGAAAGACCUUCAACGCAACACUUUGGAUAACUUGGAAAGGGCUGUGGACCUCUUCUCUGAUGAAAAUGGAAGGGAUGUUGGAGAAUCUCAUUUUGAACGGGAGUCCCACCAUUACCACGGUAACGGCUCCCGCCCCUUAAAGGGGCAGCUGAAGGUUUUUGUCUCACAAGAUUCCCCUGAAAUAUCUGAAGACUGCAGUAAGCCACCCCCUGAUAAAAAAGAGGAAAAUGUUCAGAUGGAGAGGGUAGCGGUUCAGAUACCUCUUAUCAUAGCAGAGCAGUCCAGGGAUUUGGUGUCCCCUUCAAAACAGACCAGCAUGAGCCAAGAGGUUGUAGUAAAUGACAGAGGAAACACGUCCACAAAUCCUUUUGGGACCCAAAGUAGGUCAUCAGAGUCCAAUGCCAGUAAAGAGAGCAUUAAUAAGAUGGAGCAACAAGUGGACAAUACUUUGAAAUCGACCCAAAAGAGAACAUCCCGACAAUCCAGUAGCCUAAAAGAUGAGGUGGAAAAGUGGUCAAAGAUUUAUUCUGACACUGGACUUGACCCUAUCCCAGCAGUCUUGCCAUCUGUUGUCUCCACAACUAAUAUUCUACAGCCCUCUGGUACUGAUAAAGUUGUGCACCAUCCAAACAGCUUAAUGGAGACCACAUUGGCGCUUGCAAUAAAGACCACUGCCGGGGAAGCAGAGAAGACCACCAUCAAUGAUACAGAGAUGGAGAUAACUAUUGGGGACAGCGCUGCUGAAAUCGUUACAGUGGAGACCAAGCCCAAGAAAGCUUAUGGACCAAAGAAACUGAAGGUGCCAAAGACAAAAAUCCCUUGUCUAUUAGCGAAGGUUGGAAAUAAGAACUGUGGGCCAACACAUGUUGUUGAGAAUCUAGAGGUGAAGAGCUCUGCGGUAAACGUGGAGCUGCCGACAGCGAUACAAAAGGUGUUUUCCGCAACACCACUACAUACAGACAACCCUACAGCGGAGAGUGUGGAUGUAGAACACAGAGAAGAGGACUUCAUUGAGAACUCAGCCAGUGAGAUAGAAUCCCUUGUUGCCCGCAGAAAGACUUAUGUCACCUCUCGCAUCACCAAACACAAAAAACCUACCCGAGAAUCCCAUAAAACAACACCAGAUUUUCCAAAAACGUUUGACCCAAGAAAAACUUUUGAAGUGCCUCUCCAAUCCAAAUCCCAUCGAAGUGUCUCACCUGACCCGUUUGAAGAUGACUUUUUCAAUGACCCUGAAGCUCAGAAGUCUGUAUUUAAACUAGCCGGGGCAAACCCAUUGGUCAUAGAUGCCACGGAGAACAAAGUCACGAAAACUAAAGGUCACAAGACUUUUGUGAUUUCUAAUGAGCCUACAUCUAGGAAGUGCCAGAAGAAAUCCAAAGAACGCAGGAAGACUAAAGCACAGCCUGUCAUGGUGGACCAUGAAUUACACAUUGAAACAAAGGAUCCAUUCCUUCUGCCUCAACCUCUCAUUGAAGAGGAGUCUCAUUCUCCUGAAAGGUGCCCAGCCUAUGUAGACAUGGAUACCACCCUGCACGAAUACAGGGAAUCGCACAGUGCUUCCAGACCUCUGUCCACUACACGGAGCAGUAAGAGACCCACCAGAGUGAAAGGCAGAGGGACGUUUGUGGUCUCGGCGAACAGGGACAGCUCCUCUGUGAACAGUACAAUAUUAGAUGAUGCUUGGGCUGAAAAGCUGGUGUGCACUCCGACUACAGGGUAUGACUCUGUUGCAGAAGAAGGGAAAGAAACGGUCAGGGAAGCAAGCAUAGAGGAGCAUCUGACUGGACCUCACCCAGAUUAUUGUCUAGCUGCUGGGCGCAAGACUACAGACUCUGGGGUUGAAGAAACUCAUGCCUCCUCUAAACGUCCAUGGCUUGCUACCCAUGAACCUGCAAGGAAUUCAGAGGGCCAAGAAAGCUUAUGUGUUGAGGAAGAAAUGCCCCCAUGGGAGAUCGGUGACUCCAUUUCAGUUGCUGCAGAGCAAAAGCCCAAGAAAGCCAGGAGAGUGGAGACGGCAAAAUCAAGGAUGAAGACUGAUUCACAGAAGGGUUACUGUCUUGCCCCUGUGAAAGAAAGGAAAAAAAAGACUAAAAGUAGCAUCACUAAAGGAUUGGCGCCUGGGGGUGCAGGUAAUAUUUUGUCUAGUAAGACUCUGGAUAGCCAGAGUAGUAUAGGUGUACGCACUGUAGCACAAAAUGCAGAAGUACAGCCUGUGGCGGAUCCCAAAGUUGUGCACGUCUUCACACACUCUGCCACCACUGAGGAGAGCUGUGAAACUCGUGAACGUUUGUCUUCACUUGAGGUCCUGAGUCCAGACUUCAAAGUCAGCAGCUUCAAGCCCCGGUCCAACCAUGGCCCUAAACCGAGAUGUAGAGCCACUUUUGUCAUACCCAAUAGUUUUAGCGAUUCCACCAGAAACAGGAAGAACCACAUUGUUCCUGACUCCUUGUCCCAGGAUGAUGGUGACACAAACAGCAGGACAUCUAAUGUGUCAUUAUCAACUGUUGAGACCAACACAGAAUUGCCUGACAGUGGUGAAGGAGUACGACAGAGCCUGAGGGAGCUGCUCAUGGACGAUAGGCCUCCGUGGGAGUCCUCUGUGGAUGUCAGCUGUUCAAAUGAGACUGGAUUUGACACUCCAGCCUCAAGCCCUAAAAGGGUUGCUUCUUCUGCUCACAAGGUUGCUGUAUAUAAAGAGUCGGCUGAGGUUAUGGCUGAAAGAUCUCCAGUAGCAGAAAGAGCCCUGAAGCCACUAACCAACACCAACUGGACAGAUGAUGAAGACACAGGACGGGCCAGGCGACGGGGAGCUGCCAUUAGCUACAAGUUGCCAACCAUUAACUGCAAAAUGAGACGUGGAGAUAAGUUCUCAGACACCAAGUACCUGAGUUCCCCCAUUUUUAAAGCGAAGAAGAAGAAGAAAAGACAACAGAAGGACACAUAUAAACCUGGCAGUUUGGAGAACAUGCAUUCAGUUAAUUGACUUUAUUCUGUGACAUCUAAUUGAAUUCUUACACAUAUUGCCAAUGCUUUUAUUGUUUUUCCCUUUUGUUUUAAUAUAAGUUUACAAAUAAAAUGUCAAUACAUUUUA
Messenger RNA from Oncorhynchus gorbuscha (pink salmon), 3597 nucleotides. It is a transcript of the gene sgo2, whose product is annotated as shugoshin 2. The record is from RefSeq and is a predicted model, not a curated record. Gene Ontology annotation, biological process: meiotic chromosome segregation. Bases 739 to 3489 code for a protein of 916 amino acids. Gene Ontology annotation, cellular component: chromosome, centromeric region; nucleus. NCBI's taxonomy places the organism in Eukaryota, Metazoa, Chordata, Actinopteri, Salmoniformes, Salmonidae. The transcript is spliced from 10 exons.